AUUAGAACCACUAAUAGAAACAUAGGUUAGUCGUGGAAUUGGAGAGACUGAAAAGAAAAAAGCAAAGGUUGAUUCCUUGGUGCAAGCCCAUAGAAAGUAAUGGUUUAAAAGUGGGGAAGGUUUGCAGAAGAGACAAGAUGAGUAUAGAAAGUGUAAAUUAUGAAUAAACUGAGUGCCUUUGAUAAGAAGCAGGCAUAGAGCCAAAGUCCUGGUAGUUCUGGGCAUAGUCUCUCACACUUCAACUGCAAAGUGACGACUGAGUAGAAACCCCAAACUAACAAACCAAAAUUCUCAUCUCAUAUCUCAUGUAGACACAAAACAACAUCAUCAUUUCAUUCCUCUCUUCUAUCAUCGUCAUGGCCAAUCACCCUUCCGAACCUCCCACCGACGACUUCCUCGACGAAAUCCUCGGCCUCCCCACCUUCGCCUCCGCCGACCACGCCGACGCUUCUCCGAUGAUGCUCCAACUCAACUCCGGGGACGCCGCCUUCCACGCGCCGCCAUACCAGCUGGGCCUCAGCUUGGAACAAGGUAAGGGAGGCUUCCUCUCGCCCGAAGAUGCUUCUGGUAGCGGCAACCGCUUCCGCGACGACGUCGUUGGUACCAGGCCUAAGAACGUUUUUCAUGGGCAACCCAUGCCAACUACUGUUCCGACUGCUCCACCACUUCCACCAGCAGUGCGACCUAGAAUGCGCGCUAGAAGAGGACAGGCUACAGAUCCACACAGUAUAGCUGAAAGGUUGCGCAGAGAGAGAAUAGCUGAAAGAAUAAGAGCUUUGCAAGAUCUGGUUCCUAGUGUCAACAAGACAGAUAGAGCUGCCAUGCUGGACGAAAUUGUGGAUUAUGUCAAGUUCUUAAGGCUUCAAGUAAAGGUUUUGAGCAUGAGUAGAUUGGGUGGAGCUGGUGCUGUAGCACCACUAGUAACCGAUAUCCCAUUAUCAUCGGUAGAGGUAAUUGUUCUAACUAAUGUUAGUUGGCAAAAAUUUGUUUCUCUCCAAUUUAUCAAAUUUAGUAUCUAUCAGGAAGAAGGCAGUGAAGGAAGAAACCAGCCUGCUUGGGAGAAGUGGUCAAAUGAUGGCACAGAAAGACAGGUAGCUAAGCUUAUGGAAGAAAAUGUUGGGGCUGCCAUGCAGUUUCUUCAAUCAAAAGCACUCUGCAUCAUGCCUAUCUCACUGGCAUCAGCAAUAUACCCGUCACAACCAUCGGAUCCUUCUAGUAUAGUUAAACCUGAAACUAAUCCACCUUCAUAGACAGACCUCAGGCACAGAUGCACCAUCCAGUGGUUCCAUCAAGGACUCACCUAAUACUGCUAGGACCCACAUGUUAUUUGUCUGUUUCAAACACCCUUAGUCUUAGUCAUUGGUCAGUAUCAAUUUGCAUUCAAAGUAGGAUGCCAAUAGUCUUUUCCUUUUUGCCGUUCUUUCACCUUUUGUCUAGCAGGGUUUGAUGUCAGUGGCCUUCAACAUAUAAGCAAAGCCUAUCUUGAUAAAUUUCAUGUAAAGGGAAAGAAAUUGUCGAAGUUCACUUGAUAUGCUCUUCCUUUUUUUUAUCAAUUGGUGGGGGUUAGUGGAACGUGAUGGAAGCGCUUUUAUAGUGGGGCUUAGUUUUUGUAGUGGGCAGUGGGACCUUCUAAAAGGUUAGGGUGGUGUGUAUUUUUAUUAGUGAUGUAACUCUUAGAGAAUUUGAAAUGCAGAGGUGAAAUGGAUAAUGGUUGCUUUAAUUAA
Molecule: messenger RNA, 1724 nt
Organism: Vigna angularis (adzuki bean)
Lineage: Eukaryota; Viridiplantae; Streptophyta; Magnoliopsida; Fabales; Fabaceae
Product: transcription factor UNE12
Exons: 5
Coding region: 357-1250 (297 amino acids)
Biological process (GO): regulation of transcription by RNA polymerase II
Cellular component (GO): nucleus
Molecular function (GO): protein dimerization activity; DNA-binding transcription factor activity, RNA polymerase II-specific; RNA polymerase II cis-regulatory region sequence-specific DNA binding
Source: RefSeq, a predicted model, not a curated record